Molecule: messenger RNA, 2277 nt
Organism: Phytomonas sp. Hart1
Lineage: Eukaryota; Euglenozoa; Kinetoplastea; Trypanosomatida; Trypanosomatidae
Source: the annotation of a GenBank genome assembly
AUGCCCAGGAUGCGCUUAGACUUUCUAAAGAACACCUCCCAGCGGGUCGCGACGGGCCGGUCGCUUCCCCUGCGGCAGGUCGAGGCCAUUCUCCUCUACGGCCGACCCGAGGGGAGGGCGAAGGUCAUCCAGGCCGUCCUCCCCGCGGCCUAUCGCCUCGCCCUGAGCCCUACCACCCACCAUCUCUUUCUCACUCUGCUGGACCACACCGACGACCUCACGCGGGUGCGGAUGCUCUACCACAUCCGGCGCGAAAUCGCCGCGCUCGCGCGGUCGGCCACGGGGAAUGUCGUCCUCCAGCGCCUUUUUGAACGCCUCCCCGGGCGGCAUCGGCGGGAGCUCGCAGAGGACCUCCGCCGCGAGGCCGAGGGCGAGGCAUUUUUGCAGAUCUGCACCCAUCCUUUCGGCAAUCACGUCGCGCAGCGGCUAGUGGGGUUUACUGAGGGUGCUGAGGUGUUGGGGUCGGUCCUCACCCCGCACUUGGCGAGGCUCGCCGUGGAUUCUUUUGGCAUGCGGGUAGUCGCGCGAUAUGUAGAGGAGGGUGGGGCGGACGCCGGACGGCGCGUCCUGCAGGCGCUGAUCCCGGGACCCGCGUGGGAACGAAUCGCCCGCGGCGACGACGACGACGACGACAAAGCUGACGAAGCCACAUCCAAGGCGAUCGACCACGGCCUCGCGCAGUUGUUUAACGCCGAGGCUGAGUCGAUGGUCAUCGCCGCGUUGUUUCGCCAAGUGUUCAUUCCGAUUUCUGUCAAAGACGCGAUUUGUGCGCACCUGUGCGAGUUUGCGGAGGAUUAUCUUCACCCUCGCGAGACCCCGAUGCGACUCGCGAAGGAGGAGGAGUUUGCGAUGCCGGAGUUCUCAAAUCCGUUGCCGCGGCGGAAGGCGGCAGCAGCGGUUGACGGGGGCGGGGAUCAUCUACCGGCGGCUCGCCAUUCGCACGCCUUCGUCGCCGUCUUCGAGCACGGCGAUUCUGCUCAAAGGGAGGCACUUUGGACAUCCAUCUGCGAACCACCAAAACACCCACAAAGGAAGGAAAGUGAAGGAGAGGACGGAGAAAAAGGGAAGCGAGAGGAGGGGGACCUUUUGGAGUGGAUUGUUGCGCGGCGUGAGACGGUCCCGGUGGUGGUGGCGGCGGUGAAAUCGCACGAGGGCAGCCGAGAGGCGGUUUGGCAGGCUCUUUUCCAUCGCCGAGCGAAGAUCGCUAAUGGUGCUGGAAAAGAGGAGGAGGAGGCGGAGGAGGCUUUGACAGUGGAGAUGCUUGCGCAGGAUUCUGUGCGUAGCAUGAUUCUUCGCGCCUUCAUCGACGUGGAGCCUGCACGGCUUGGGAAGGAAGACCGACUACAGCUCUACAGUAAGAGUCUUGAACUUUCAAAGAAUCCUGUGAGUUCACCCGUGCUUCAGCGUCUGAUCGAGAUGGACGGUGCCGAAGGUGAGGCCGCCGGCGCGAUUUAUGCCUUUAUUCAAAACGAUAUCGAGGGCCUUAUUAACCACUCUUCAGCAUCUUAUCUCCUCCAGUCACUCUUGCAGUUCGCCCCGCAGGAUUUGCGGGAGGCGAUGGUUCGCGAACAUUUUUUCCCGAUAUUUGUAGAGAACCUGCGCGAGACUCUAUCUCACUCGCAGGGGUCGCGUGUGAUGCAAAAACUGCUUGCAUACGCGACGGAUGAGGUUAUUAUAGAGGUGGUCAAACGCUUUACAAGCGAGGCCGAGACGGUAGCGAAUGCCGAUGAAGACGUGGAGGUGGCCAACGAAGAAUCGGAUAAAGAGGAAGAGUCUCAAACGGUAAGACUCUCUCCUAAAGCCCAACGCGCGCUCAAUCGUAUUCGACAUUACGAGAUCCAGUCAAGUGCGAUUGUUUCGUACGCGCUUCAUCAACACGCUUGCUAUGUUAUUCGUUCUCUCCUGCACGAAACCCGCAGUAGGAAGCUUGAUCAAGAGCGAAAGCUCCUUAUGAACGAGUUGAAACCGCACGUCUUCAACUUGGCGGUAUCCCCAUGGGCUGGUCGUGUCGUUCUUGAUGCGAUGAUGGGAGUUGGCAGCGAGCAGUUGUCAAAGGCGAUGAAAAAUGUUGUUUUCUUGAAGGCCGAGGCAUGGCUUUCUGAAGUCUCCGAAGAACGCAAGAAAAAAGGCACUGGAAUCGAUCCCACGAUUCGUUCUAUCUUGCAGGAUCAACGAAAGCGUAUAAGGGAGGGGGAUGAUACGGUUGUUGAGUCUAACAAUGUACCGUCGGCGCCCAAAAAGAAGUCGCGGCAUCUCCACAAAACACUUAAAAAAUAA